Messenger RNA from Epinephelus lanceolatus (giant grouper), 2757 nucleotides. RefSeq names its product RAB27A, member RAS oncogene family (gene rab27a). Gene Ontology annotation, molecular function: GTPase activity; GTP binding. The record is from RefSeq and is a predicted model, not a curated record. NCBI's taxonomy places the organism in Eukaryota, Metazoa, Chordata, Actinopteri, Perciformes, Serranidae.
UGAAGCUCAUGUCAACUAAUGGCCCACAGAAAGUAACGUUAUCCUUUAUUCACCUCUCGGUAAAGUCUUCACCGGUGACUUUUAAACACUUUCACUAACACCAGGACUCAGUGCGCAGCAGCAACGCCCCGGGGCUGAAAUUAGGCACUCACUAUGUCUGAUGGGGACUAUGAUUACCUCAUCAAAUUCCUAGCCCUCGGUGACUCCGGCGUGGGAAAAACGAGCUUCCUCUACCAAUACACAGACUGCAAGUUUAACUCCAAGUUCAUCACUACAGUUGGGAUAGACUUCAGAGAAAAAAGAGUGGUGUACAAAUCAACAGGUCCAGAUGGAUCUUCAGGUAGAGCACAGAAGAUCCACAUGCAGCUGUGGGACACUGCAGGACAGGAGAGGUUUCGGAGUUUGACGACUGCCUUCUUCAGAGAUGCAAUGGGUUUCCUCCUCCUGUUCGACCUCACAAAUGAACAAAGUUUCCUCAAUGUCAGAAACUGGAUGAGUCAGUUACAGAUUCAUGCAUACUGCGAGAGUCCAGAUGUCGUUUUGUGUGGCAACAAAUGUGACCUGUCAGACCAGAGAGCAGUGAGUGAAGAGGAGGCCCGUGAGCUGGCAGAGAAAUAUGGAAUCCCAUACUUUGAGACAAGUGCUGCAAAUGGGCAGAACGUCAACCAGGCUGUGGACGUCCUGCUGGAUCUUAUCAUGAAGAGGAUGGAACGAUGUGUCGACAAGUCCUGGAUCCCUGACGGGACCGUUCGAGUUAAUGGACCCACCAACCCCGACAUCUCAGAGGGCUCUGAGAGGAGCAAAUGUGCAUGUUAGAAUCAAUGAUGAUGGUUACGUAUCUGUGCCCAUAAUACUGCAGGAAAAUAGGAAGACGUCCAAGUUUAACAGUGGGAGUAUAUACAGUAUAUAUACACAUAUAUAUUGUGUUAGGUGAAACUUGACAUAUUUGCGUCCAUUGCCCCUUAAGCAGUGCAGCAUUACUGAUAUACUGUCAUUGACGUGCUGUAUUAUUUGUCAGUGGAGAGAUAAGUGCCUUUUGAAUGUGGGCAUUUCAUUUGAAUUCAUACGAUGGGUCUUUUGAAUAAUUGAUUCAUAUUGGAGUGUGGGAUAUUUAUUUCUUAUGACGCCUGGCUGAAAUGUCCAACUUUAUUGAUCAGUCAGACCUGCUGAUCAUAGUUUCAGGUGUCCUGCCAGAUGUGCUAUAAAUACACUGUUAAUACUCUUUACUUUCUGUAAGAUUAGCGUAGAUUCACACUGCAGUUAACUCAAAGGAAGAAGUGCCUUCUGUUUCUCUUUGUACAGUCAGAUAAAUGUUGACUGUCACACCUGCAGUCACGGUUUAUUUGGGGAGAGAAAUUUGCUAUGGAUGUACUUUUAAUUGUAUACUACUGAUGCUUUUCUGAAUGUCCAGCUGAAUACUGCUGUCCCACAGUGCCACUGCCAGAAAACAUUGCUUGCAUUGACCAUCUAACAUUAGCCAGAUGGACAAUUAACACUCAUGUAUUUCCUUCUCUAAAUCAAUCUGUGCUUGUUUGUUGCCAUAGCAUGAAUUAUAGAAUACAGUUUGACCAAGUCAACAACACUUCAUAAUGUACAGUGACAGGUUUGGACAAUUAUUGAGUGAGCUCAGUGGUUUGAUAAGAGGAAUAAAUAUGUCAAAGUAAAAACUGAGCAGUAACUCAGGAAGGCAGGUGAUUCAAGUCGAUCAUCCUACUGUUUAAGAAGACCCGUGCAAAAGUAAAUAAUAUACUUUCAAAUUCUCUUAUUAUAUUUUAAAGAAAGAGGUUUUGUGAACAUGCCAGUUAAAGUACAGCUGAUCUUCAGUCUUCUUUAUUGCUCAUUUUUAUCAUUAUUCACCUGUAACAAUGCCGACAGUUUUAAAUCAGGCGAGAUCCUGGAUACUCAAACCUUUGACCUAGGCCCCAGGAUGAUAACAUAUGAAUAUUAGUCAUAUUUAUAUCAUUAGAACAAUGACUAUUGCUGCUGGCAUUAUAAAAAAAUAAAUUAAUUUGUAUCAAAUAAAACAUCCGACUUCAGGGAAAAUAAGUAAUGGUGCUAUUUUACAUAGCAAAUGCCAUGUUUUUCGUGAGUGUGGCUGUUGUUUGGGCCGUCAGCCACUAAUUAAAUGUAUCGUGACAAGAUGCAUCAGGAUCUGAGUGGCUUAUGGCCUCAGCUAAACCCAUUUUCUAUAAAAACCCUGGAUGUAACAAAUAAUUUCCCCCCGGGGAUCAAUAAAGUAUUUCUGAUUCUGAUGCCAUGAAAAGAGCUGCCCCGUUACAUGAUUGGAUGGAGAUUGUUUUGUUUCAGGUGUUAAUGUGACCAUGCUAACAUGUAGGCUGUUGAAUUUGUUAAUUUUGAGAAAAAUGCCAAGCCCAGACUUUUUUUUAUUGGCAAUAUUUAUAUAGUAAGACAGUGAAACCAGUUUAUAAUACCACUGAUGUUUUAUAAAAUGAAGAGUAUUUAGGUUUAAUAAAACACAUAUAUUUUUGUGAGAAAAUUUAUCCCUACUGUAUUUGAUAGUUUCACACACAUUCAUUGUAUUACACUGUCAGGCUUUGCUGUAUCAAAGGGUGAAUGUGAUGUUUUAGUUUAGACAAAUGAGUAUGUUUUUUCCAAUAACUUGUUCAACCACAGAUCUGAAAAUGCCACUAAAAUUUAUUGAAAUUUGAUUAUAUUAAUAAGACUAUGCUGAAAUAUUUCAUAUUUUCAAUUGUGCCAUACAUUCUCAUAUGCAAAAUAUGUAAAUUAUGUCCAGAA